AUGUCUUUUGCAUUUUACUUAGGAUCUUGCAUUCCCUCACAAUUAAACCUUCCUCUUAACUUGCAUAAAAAUUUAAAUUAUUUCAGGUACAAGUUACGCCAACCAACGAAGCAGUAUGCGCCAUGGUGUGACACUGUCCUUAAAACAGCAAGACUGGCUGUUAGUGUCAUUGCCAUUUUAAAAGAACAAACUCGUGCUUCAAAACUUUCUUUCGCUGAUGUUACCAAGAGAGUAGCAGAAUUUGAGAGAGGGCACCAUGCAUUCAUUUCAAAAGAUGCAACACUUGUUGAAAGAUAUGUUGUGGUGCAUGGACAGAUAAUCCUUCAACAGUUCGCAAAUUAUCCAGAUGAGUACAUUCGACGGUGCGCCUUCAUCACAGGCCUUGUCAAGAAGAUGGAAGAAAGAGGUCACACGAAGCUAGCAAUGAAGAAGAAAUCUCAAGUUGUGAGAGGAGGGAAUCUGAACCCAAUUGCAAAAAUGACCCCAGUAUCAAAACGAAAUCUUAUGCGUGCGACAACCACAAAGUUGGUCAGCAGGAUAUGGGGUGAUUACUAUACAACCCAUUUCCCAGAGGAUUCAAAGGAGGGGGGUGAGAAUGAUGAGCAAAAGGUAUUUGAGGAGGAACAGGAAGAAAAUGAAGAAGAUGAUGCUGAAGGAGAGGUUGAAGUUGGCGAGGAACAUGUUUCGAGGACCUUGCCACCAACAAGGUCUAGAGUGACAUCAUUAGAUGUUUGUGAAGAAAUAAAAUGGGAAGGUCAAAUGGUUGGAAAAACACCUGCUGGAGAAGCUCUGUACAGAAGUGUUAGAGUUGGAGAUCUAAGUAUUCCUGUUGGUGGGGCAGUCACAUUGGAAGGUGAUUCAGGAGAAGCCAUUAUGUGUUCUGUUGAGUAUAUGUAUGAGACACAUGAUGGCACACGAAUGAUUCAUGGAAGAGUUCUGCAAAAUGGUUCGGACACUGUCCUCGGCAACGCCGCAAACGAAAGAGAGGUGUUCUUUACCAAUGACUGUUUACAGUUCAAAGUAGGUGACAUGAGAGAAUCAGUUACUGUCAACUUCCAGCUAAUUCCCUGGGGUCACAAGUGCAGAAAAGACCAGUUGGAAGCUAUUAGGGCGGAGAAGGCCAAUGCAGAGGAUAGGAAGAAGAAAGGUUUGCCGGUGGAGUAUAUCUGCAAAAGCCUAUACUGUCCUGAGAAAGGUGCCUUUUUCUCCCUCCCUUAUGAGAAAAUGGGUAAUGGAACUGGCACUUGUAGUUCCUGUGAGGAGCGAGUAGCGGUUGGUGAUGAAUUCAAAAUACUGUCAGAGACCAGCUUUGUCCUCAAGAAUGUCACAUACAAUGUUCAUGACUUCCUGUAUAUCAGGCCCGAGUUUUUCCCUCGAGUCGAGGGCCGUGGGACCUACCGGGCUGGAAGAAAUGUGGGCCUGAAACCCUAUGUGGUAUGUCGUUUGCAGAGUGUCAAUGGUGCUUCAAGGUCUCAUAAAGCUAAUCUGAAAUCAACAAAAGUCAGUGUAAGAAGGCUAUACAGACCUGAUGAUAUUUCAUCGGAUAAAGCUUACUCUUCAGAUAUCAGAGAGGUGUACUACAGUGAAAAUAUAGUUAGUGUGCCUGUUGCGAUGAUAGAGGGAAAAUGUGAGGUUACAGCAAAGGAUGACCUUCCAAAUUCAAAUCUUCCAGUAGUAGUUGAGCACGCCUUUUACUGUGAACAUUUAUAUGAUCCUGGCACUGGAGCUCUCAAGCAGCUACCGACCAAUGUUAAGCUCACCCUGGCAAGGAAGGCGCCUGCUUCGAGAAAGAAUAAAGGGAAGCAGAUUUGUGACGAUGAGCAAGCCGGUUCGGAUAAACACAAGGAUGAAACACCAGAGAACUGUCUUGCAACCCUUGAUAUUUUUGCUGGCUGUGGAGGUUUGUCUGAAGGGCUGCACCUAGCUGGCGCUUCACGUACAAAAUGGGCAAUCGAAUAUGAAGAACCUGCUGGGCAAGCAUUUCUUCAAAAUUAUCCUGAAGCAGCAGUGUUUGUGGAGAACUGCAAUGUAAUUCUGAAGGCGAUAAUGGAUAAGUGUGGCGAUGUUGAUGACUGCCUCUCCACUUCCGAGGCUUCUGCGAGAGCAGCAAAACUUCCAGAUGAGAAGGUUAAGAAUCUCCCUAUGCCCGGUGAAGUAGAAUUCAUCAAUGGUGGUCCUCCAUGCCAGGGGUUCUCCUGGAUGAACAGAUUCAAGCAGAGCCCAUGGAGCAAGGUUCAGUGCGAGAUGAUUCUGGCAUUCCUGUCCUUCGCAGAGUAUUUCCGGCCAAGGUUCUUCCUUUUGGAAAACGUCAGGAACUUUGUUUCAUUUAAGAUGGGCCAGACCUUCAGACUGACACUAGCAUCGCUCCAGGAGGUGGGGUACCAGGUCCUUGACGCUUGCUCUUCUCUAUUUGUGCUAUGGCCUUCCUUAACUUCCAUAUGUUUUCAACUAGUCUGCAUGUUCCUAGGUUCGAUUCUGCAUUCUAGAGGCAGGUGCCUAUGGCGUCGCGCAGUCCAGGAAAUGGGCGUUCAUCUAGGCCACCGCGCCUGGGAGACUCUUCCUGACUGGCCUGAACCAAUGCAUGUCUUCGCUAGCCCUGAGCUGAAAAUAAACCUGCCAGGAGGUAAAUACUAUGCUGCUGCCAGGAGCACAGCUGGAGGAGCUCCUUUCCGCUCUAUAACAGUCAGGGAUACAAUCGGCGAUCUACCACCGGUGGUGAAUGGCGCCAGCAACCCAACAAUAGAGUACGGAGGCGAGCCCAUCUCCUGGUUCCAGAAGAAGAUUCGAGGCGAUACGCUUUCGCUGAGUGACCACAUAUCCAAAAAGAUGAACGAGGUGAAUCUCAUUAGGUGCAAGCACAUCCCAAAGCGCCCUGGCUGUGAUUGGCAUGACCUGCCAGAUGAGAAGGUGAAGCUAUCCACAGGGAAAACGGUGGAUCUGAUCCCUAAGUACUUGCUCAACACAGCCAAGAGAACAAUCAGUGGAAAGGCCUGUAUGGGAGGCUGGACUGGGAGGGCAACUUCCCCACAUCAGUGA
This is a messenger RNA of Triticum turgidum subsp. durum (durum wheat), 3036 nucleotides long. NCBI's taxonomy places the organism in Eukaryota, Viridiplantae, Streptophyta, Magnoliopsida, Poales, Poaceae. The record is from the annotation of a GenBank genome assembly.